Agrilus planipennis (emerald ash borer) is the source of this 1363-nucleotide messenger RNA. RefSeq names its product peroxisomal membrane protein PEX14. Gene Ontology annotation, biological process: protein import into peroxisome matrix, docking. Gene Ontology annotation, molecular function: signaling receptor binding. The transcript is spliced from 5 exons. The record is from RefSeq and is a predicted model, not a curated record. Gene Ontology annotation, cellular component: peroxisomal membrane; peroxisomal importomer complex. NCBI's taxonomy places the organism in Eukaryota, Metazoa, Arthropoda, Insecta, Coleoptera, Buprestidae. Bases 116 to 919 code for a protein of 267 amino acids.
UUCAGAAACGUCAAAAUUUUGGUUAUAUCCACUUAACCUUCGUUAAGUAUUAUCAUGUAAAAAGUAUUUUUACAAAUUUGAAGAAUUUUUGUACAUAACUUCUGCUGUCUCGAAUAUGCCAGCUCCUGAAGAAGAAACUAAAAAUUCUACCAGCAUAGUAAGAGACGAAAUAGUCGAAACAGCAAUUAAUUUUCUCAAAAAUCCCAAAGUAGCUAGUACGCCUUUAGCUAGUAAGCAGAAUUUUUUAAAACGUAAAGGUUUAACAGAUCAAGAAAUCCAAAUUGCUUGUGAGAAAUCAGGUGCUUAUGAAUUACAUGAAAGUCAGAUUACUGAAAGUCCACGGGUACCUAGUAGAAGUCUAAUCAGUAGAUCUUAUGAUCAGGUCCAAUAUAAAUCAUUCUUUGAAAGAUUGAAAGAAGUGGUACAGAAUGCAGCUCUACUUAGUGCUGUGAUAUAUGCUAUUUAUAUGUUCUACAAGAAAUUUAUUAGUCCUUUCUUGUUUGGGAAAAAGAAGAAUGUAGAAGAACGUAUAGAUGAGUUGAAUAAAACUGUGAUUAAUUCUGUAGGAGAAGUAAAAAGUGACUUAACCACUGUAAAAAUUGAAAUAGAAAGGUUGAAUCAAAAUACAGAGUCAGGUCUGCAAAGGGAGUUGGUUGACUUGAAAUCUGAAAUUGCUACUGUUAAAGGUCUUUUGUUAAGCAGGAAACAGUUCCCUCCUGUCAGUCAUAGUCCUGUUGUGCCCCCUUCUAUCCCUGCAUGGCAGAUGUCAAGUGUUCAAGGUGAUCCAAAUGAUGUAAACGAUAAUAAAUCUGAAGAUUUAAUGGAAAUGGGAUCAGGGUCAGGUUCAGAACCUGAACAUGAUACUAAAAAGAGUGAUAGUAGUUUGGAGAUAAUAAGUGGUGUUGGUGAUCAGCUUUAAUAAUACAACCAACGCGAAAGUUGUAUUAAUGUUACCUUUAGUUUGGGUGUGUAAUAAGUAAAUUAGUAGUCUGUUAGACCAUUAACUUUGCUAGUUUUUUUUUUAAUCCAAUAAAUAAAAUUCGUUAUUACAUUGCAAACAUACAAAUAGUCGUUUUAAUGCCAUUAUAUAACGUAAAUUUCGUUGUCAUAUACAUAUGUAUACAUAAUAAUAGUUUUAAUUAAUAUGUAAGUGAUAUUUUUACAAAAAUUUUAAGUCUUCAAAUACUAUUACUUACUCCUAUAAUUUUAACGAGAGCAUUGACGUUGAUGAAGCACAACUACGCACAUAAGGAAGAGAAACUGAUUUCUUAUAUUAUCAUGUAAAAAUGUAAAAAACAGUUAAUUUUAAAUAGAUGAUAAUUACAUUUAUCAUUUUGUAACGGGACAUUAAUUAAUAAUAAUU